AUGCCCGGAGAUGCCGAGUACUGGGUCAUGGGCACCUAUCUGCCGUGUGGCAUUGCCCUGUUCCACGCAUCGAACAGUCGCUUCUACCAUGUGGCAAAGCUUCAGGAGGGCUAUAUUAUUCGCAGCAGUGGUGGGAAUGAUUUAUACUCCACGAGGAGUAAGCUCGGUGUCGUAGACCGGUUCCGUCGCCUUGCAUACACUACCAAGAUCCUCGUGUUUGUUACGGUGGCGUCGCUCGUUCAGUCAUUAGGUAUUUCUCACGGUCUUGAUGUGGCUCAUCUCUCGCAAAUGGCAUCGUACUUGGGGGAAUCCAGGCACCGAGGUCCAUGGAACCGAGAUGCAGCAAAAGUCGGCAAUGGAGCGGGGCUGGGAGUGGUGUUCUGGUCGUGGAUUGUGGGCCCCGUCGUUCUCUGGAAAUCCCGGCACAUCCACGACACCCACGGCUGGAGAGUCCAGACGAUAGGCUGCGUCAUCGCCAAUCUCCCGGCGACGCCGAUGUGGCUCAUCGCCCUCCAUGUUCCCGCCAUGGAGCCGGAAAGCGGGGCUGACCCUUGUAGGAUUUGUCUCUCUAUCUGGGUGAUGGAGGUUUUUGCUGUUCUCCUGCCGUGCCGAGAGGUAAUGCGCCAUCACGCUAUCCGACAAGGGGCCUUCGAUUCGAUCGCACGGUGGGAACCCAAUACCAAUCCUUUUGCUGAUGGCACCACGGCCCGCAGGUCAGCCUCCAUUCUUGUCGAGCUCACAGGGUCUGGCCGGGAAUCAUGGGAUAGAUCUCUUGGCUCCAGCUCCAGCUCUCGGGAUAGCAUAUUCACCAAGCGUGCGCUUGAAUGCGUCUUGGCGCUCAAUCCUGCCCCGCUGCAGGAUUCCUCCGCCCAUCGCGACUUUUCUGGAGAGAAUAUAGCUUUUCUGACCCGGGUGGCAGAAUGGAAGAGCUCGCUGCCCCAUGCGGUCUGGGAUAGCAGAAUCUCAGACUAUGGAGAUCUUACCGAUUUGAUUCGGGAGCAGUUUUACCGCGCGCUGUGUAUUUACACGACGUUCAUCAGUGGUCGCGCGCAGUUUCCAAUCAACAUCUCUUCGCAGCACCAGAAGGAGCUGGAGAACGUUUUUGAGGGCCCUGCUGGGCUUCUGUUUGGACACGCGCGCCCGGCCAAUCCUGCCGUUCCCUUUGAUGCGCCAGGCUAUGGCCCCACGCCCUCAGCGUCUCCGAUCGCCUCCAUAAAGGCCGACUCCGGUUUGCUAUUCACCGACAAUAGUCGGGCGCAAUACUGGGGCGAAAUCCCCCAAACAUUCAAUGCGACGGUCUUUGACCGAGCCGAGGAGAGCAUCAAAGACCUCGUCCUCACCAACACAUGGCCCAAGUUUGUUCGAGGUUGCGGCCUCGCAGCUGAGGUCGCCAGCGAUGGAAGGUUGGACUGCAUGGCAUCUGUUUGGGAUAAUAGUCGAGCAAUAGGUGAAGACCAUCUGGUCAGAAGAGCCAAUGACGCCGAAAUUAUUGACUCAGCCACCGCUUACGAGUCUACUGUUCCCCGCUCAACACCACGUUCUACGGGUAUUGCAGCAGCGCUUGGAGCGCUCUGCGAUUGUGCCGAGAAGGUGGAACUGCACAUGGCGUUUAGAGCGCUCCAGCGAAGAAGCCGUAUCCAUUCCGCAUCUAAGGCUUCGAUCAUCCCAAAGGGGCUGAAUCGGUUGCGAGCUGACAUUGAGGGCAUCCGUCACGCGGCUGUGCACCGCCAGCUACAGGAUCAUCGUCGUCUACUACAGCAACUGCACUCAGCCCGAGUGUUUGCAAUUGUAUGGCUGGGCGACUCGCAGUGUGGAAUGGAGAUCGAGCAGUGUCAAAUGCGGAUCAACCGGCUUUUCAGCGGAUGGAAGGCACACACCCGCCGUCUCCAUGGCAAUCUGGCUGCGCGGAUGGGAUGUAACAGGAUGCCUGAAGGCCGACAUCACCAAUUUCUCUUGCUUGAGGCGACAAGGAGACUCUUGGAAAAGACCAAUCACGAUUGUGUUGGGCAAGAGGACUACAUCCUACGAGCGAGCUUUCCGUCAUUGUAUAUGACGAUGAGGGCAGGGCAUGCGUAG
Molecule: messenger RNA, 2076 nt
Organism: Aspergillus niger
Lineage: Eukaryota; Fungi; Ascomycota; Eurotiomycetes; Eurotiales; Aspergillaceae
Exons: 8
Coding region: 1-2076 (691 amino acids)
Source: RefSeq, a predicted model, not a curated record